UCAGCCUGCUGUCGACUGCGGUAGGGCCUCGAACUUUAAGGUGGAAGAUGUCCGGAAGUAACUUGGCAGAGGGCAGCAACCCAAGCGGGGCGCAGAUGUCUGGUGCGGAAGUCAUCGCCCAGUCCCUGAAAACACAGGACGUGAAGUACAUGUUUGGCAUCGUAGGCAUUCCAGUGACUGAAAUUGCCCUUGCCACCCAGAAACUGGGCAUCAGAUACGUCGGGAUGAGGAAUGAGCAGGCUGCUUGCUAUGCUGCCUCUGCAGUUGGAUAUCUGACAGGCAGGCCAGGAGUUUGCCUUGUCGUUUCUGGUCCAGGUCUCAUCCAUGCCUUGGGUGGUAUGGCAAAUGCAAACAUGAACUGUUGGCCCUUGAUUGUGAUUGGUGGUUCCUCUGAAAGAAGUCAGGAAACAAUGGGAGCCUUCCAGGAGUUUCCUCAGGUUGAAGCUUGUAGAUUAUAUAGCAAGUUCUCUGCCCGGCCAGAUAGCAUAGAAGCUAUUCCCUCUGUUAUUGAAAAGGCAGUGAGAAGCAGUAUUUAUGGUCGUCCAGGUGCUUGCUAUGUUGACAUACCUGCAGACUUUGUGAACCUCCAGGUGAAUGUGAAUUCUAUAAAGUAUAUGGAGUGCUGCUUGCCUCCUCCUAUAUGUAUGGCAGAAACCUCCGCAGUAUAUGUGGCAGCAUCUCUUCUUAUGAAUGCCAAACAACCCCUUCUUAUCAUUGGGAAAGGUGCUGCUUAUGCCCAUGCAGAGCACAGUAUCAGAAAACUGGUGGAGCAAUGCAAAUUACCAUUUUUGCCCACCCCCAUGGGAAAGGGUGUUAUCCCUGACAACCAUCCAAACUGUGUAGGUGCUGCCAGAUCCAGGGCUUUGCAACUUGCUGAUGUAAUUGUGUUAUUUGGUGCCAGAUUAAAUUGGAUUUUGCAUUUUGGACUGCCUCCAAGAUACCAGCCAGAUGUGAAGUUUAUCCAGGUUGAUAUCUGUGCAGAAGAGUUAGGGAAUAAUGUAAGGCCUGCUGUGGCCUUGCUUGGAGACAUAAAUGCUGUCACUCAACAGCUUUUGGAACAAUUUGAUAAAAUACCAUGGCAGUAUCCUCCUGAAAGCAAGUGGUGGAAAAUUCUGAGAGAAAAAAUGAAGAGCAAUGAAGCUGCAUCCAAGGAAUUAGCUUCCCAAAAAUCCCUGCCAAUGAAUUAUUACACAGUAUUCUACCAUGUUCAAGAACAGCUACCCAGAGAUUGUUUUGUGGUGAGUGAAGGAGCAAAUACUAUGGAUAUUGGGCGCACUGUGCUUCAGAACUACCUUCCUCGCCACAGGCUUGAUGCUGGUACCUUUGGAACAAUGGGAGUCGGUUUGGGAUUUGCCAUUGCAGCUGCUGUAGUUGCAAAAGAUAGAAACCCAGGGCAGCGGGUCAUUUGUGUGGAAGGAGACAGUGCAUUUGGGUUCUCUGGCAUGGAAGUGGAAACCAUCUGCAGGUACAACUUGCCAAUCGUACUUUUGGUGGUGAAUAAUAAUGGAAUUUACCAAGGAUUUGAUAUAGAUACUUGGAAGGAUAUGUUAAAAUUUGGAGAUGCUACCACAGUGGCCCCUCCAGUGUGUCUUUUGCCACACUCACAUUACGAGCAUGUCAUGACUGCAUUUGGAGGCAAAGGGUAUUUUGUACAAACAUCAGAAGAACUCCAGAAAUCCUUGAGGCAGAGUCUGGCAGACAUGACUAAACCCUCUCUUAUCAACAUCAUGAUUGAUCCUCAAGCCAUGCGAAAGGCCCAGGAUUUUCACUGGCUGACCCGCUCUAAAAUAUGAAUAAAGAUGCCAAUGAGUGACUUGAAGAAUUUUCUCUUUCCUGCGAGAUGGAAUUUUAUUUUCCAUAGCAAAAUUACUAUAAUGAUGUACAAAGAAAAAUAAAAAAUUCUAAACAACAUUUUAUAGU
Molecule: messenger RNA, 1920 nt
Organism: Phacochoerus africanus (Common warthog)
Lineage: Eukaryota; Metazoa; Chordata; Mammalia; Artiodactyla; Suidae
Gene: HACL1
Product: 2-hydroxyacyl-CoA lyase 1
Exons: 17
Coding region: 48-1793 (581 amino acids)
Biological process (GO): fatty acid alpha-oxidation
Cellular component (GO): peroxisome
Molecular function (GO): magnesium ion binding; thiamine pyrophosphate binding; catalytic activity
Source: RefSeq, a predicted model, not a curated record